This is a messenger RNA of Fusarium redolens, 1173 nucleotides long. RefSeq lists its product as uncharacterized. Gene Ontology annotation, molecular function: FAD binding; monooxygenase activity. Lineage: Eukaryota; Fungi; Ascomycota; Sordariomycetes; Hypocreales; Nectriaceae. The record is from RefSeq and is a predicted model, not a curated record. The coding region runs from base 1 to 1173 and encodes 390 amino acids. The transcript is spliced from 4 exons.
AUGGUUAAGCAAGAUAAUCCCCUUGACGUGGUUAUUAUUGGUGCCGGGCUCGCCGGACUUCUAGCCGCCCGAGUACUACGAGAAAAGCACAACGUCAAAGUGUACGAGCGGUCAUCAUCACCAAUCGAGGUUGGUGCCGCUAUCAAUAUCUUCACAAAGGAGGGCCAUCUCAAAUUGGAUGAGAGAAAUAACUAUGUAGAUAAAUACGGCGCUGACUGGCUCUUUCAACAUCGGGCAGACCUGAGAGGCGAGUUUCUUCGGUUGGCGACUGAGGAUACUGGUAUUUCGGGUAUACCAGGGAGACCGGCUGAGGUGCUUUGGGAUCAGAAGGUUAUCAACAUCUCACCCGAAGAAGGCCGAAUCACACUGGCAUCAGGUGAACAAGUCAAAGCAGACCUCGUAAUUGCUGCGGAUGGCAUCAAGUCUAUGGUGAGGCCACACGUAGUCGGCGAUGCUGCGUUCCAGACAGCUAGGCCAUCUGGGUUAUCAGCUUUUCGUUUCACUUUGGAACUCCACGACAUCAAAGCAGCUCUCAAGCAACUACCGCAGAUCUUGCAACCUGGUCAGCCUACAUGCUUGUCAAUGGUGUAUUCUUUCGACGACACGAUGCGAUCUGUUGUUGUGUAUCCCUGCCGGAACUUUGAACUUCUUAACUUUGUCUGCAUCGUUCCAGAUAGCAGCCUGAAGGAGAAGACGACAGAGUCUUGGACGGCUUCUGGGGACCAGGAAGAGCUUUUGUCACUAUUUUCAGACUUCCCGUCUUGGGUGCACGAUUAUCUUCGAAUCGCAAAGAAUAUUAAACUCUGGCAACUGCGAGACCAGGACCCGUUGCCAACCUACAUUCGUGGUCGAACAGUUUUGAUUGGCGAUGCGGCCCAUGCUAUGACGCCUCACCAAGGACAGGGUGGAACACAGGCUGUGGAAGAUGCAGAAGGUUUCAGACUGUUCCUUCAACAGGGCAUUACUAGCGAGCAUGUUCCUGAGCUGCUGCAAGACUUUGAUUCUGUCCGCAGGCCACGCGCGAGCCAGAUCCAGAACAAUACCAGAAAGGCCAAGAACAAGAGGACUGCCGAAGAGGUAUAUAUGUUUGAGAAGAUAAAUUGGACUUAUGGUGGUAUCAUGGAGGAGCUCAGGGCUGUGAGAGAGGCUGCAGCUACAUAUAGGAAUAAAUAG